GGCUGUGACAGUAUGAGAGAGGAGAGCGACUUGAAGACACUCUCCCUCUCUCUCUCCCUCGUGUGAGAGUGAAGCUGUACCCCAACACGCACUUGCGCACGUACACUCACACACAUCACACAUAUAACACACACACAGACACACGCACACGCCUACAGGAGGAAAAUAUAAAAAAAAAGUAGCAGAUAAUUAAAAAAAUGCAGGAAAUAAACACGAUGGUUAACACAUUGCAAGUUUAAGAGAGGAGAGGAUAUCAAAUUCGUGGUGGUGGUGGUGGUGGUGGUGGCGGUUAUAGUGUAACGUGCCUGUGCCUUGGUGCUGUGUGGUGUUGUGUGGUGUUCUACUGUGCUUCUCACGCCACGACCCCCAAAUACCGGCACGCUGGCGCUCCCGGAUCCCAUGAUGGUGCUGUGUGGCGUGGACCCGGAGAGGCGCGCCAGCAAGGAACUGGAAAAGCAAAUAUCGCUAUGGAUGAAAGAGUACAACAAGGCCAUCAAGAUUCUCCUGCUGGGCGCGGGAGAGUCCGGCAAGACCACCAUCAUUAAGCAGAUGAAGAUUCUACACAUCAACGGCUUCUCCCAGGAGGAGCGGCAGGAGAAGAAGCAGGACAUCCGCAGCAACAUCCUGGAGGGCAUCGUGACCCUGACGCAACAGCUGGACGUUCUGGGGGUUCCCUUGGAGCUGCAGGAGAACCAAGCAGCAAAGGACUACGUAUUGGCCAUCAACCCUGAGGACUUCACCUACACACAGGAGUUCUACACGUACACGGAGCAGCUGUGGAGGGACCCUGGGAUACAGAAAGUGUACAGCCUGCAACACAAAUUCCAGCUGAUUGACUGUGCUCGAUACUUCCUGGACAAGGUGGAGGAGGUGGGGCAGCCUGAUUACGACCCAAGUGUGCAGGACAUCCUCCACAGCAGGCGGCGAACCACGGACAUCCAGAAGAUUGAGUUUGAGGUUCGGGUGCCUAAGAAAUACGGCGGAGGUUCGCUACAGUUCUGGAUGUUUGACGUAGGAGGACAGCGAGGCGAGAGGAAGAAGUGGAUACAGGUGUUUGACGGCAUCCAGGCGGUGCUGUUCCUGGUAUCUGCAAGCUGCUUCGACCUGGUGAUACGAGAGGACCAGGAGACCAACCGGCUGCAGGAAUCUAUCAACAUCUUUAAGAGUGUGUGGCAUUCCAGGUUCCUCAAGAAUUCAGGGUUCAUUGUCUUCCUCAACAAGCAGGACAUACUGAAGGAAAAGGUGACAUCUGGGAAGUGUAUAGGAGACCACUUCCCCGACUACUCCUCCUACAGGCUAGAGGACAAGGAUCGAGUCGCGGACGAGGACCAGGAGUACCUCAGGACACGGUGCUUCAUACGGGAAAAAUUCAUGGCCAUCUCAAAGGAGGAGGUGAAGGCCGUGGAGAGGAAGGUGACACCAGGUGGUCCCCUCAUCCUGAGUGACGAGGGCCCCAGGGAGUGUUACUGCCACUUCACCACCGCCACGGACACCAACAACGUGAGGAUAGUGUUCGAGGACGUGCACAACAUGAUCAUCAAGUGGAACCUCGAGAAGAUUGGCGUCCCCGUGUCCUAGGCUGCUCAAGAGAGCGUAUAGCGAGCGAUGGAUAAAGAAUGGUGGAAAAAGAGGACUUGUAUUAAGCAAUGAAAGAAAGGAUGUCGCAGGGGUUUCUACUACACGACAAGAAGAGAAGCAGUGAAAUUGAUGUAAAAAUAAUUGGUUUUUCUUAUUACACGAAAGAAAGAAGGGAUAUGCAAUGAAAGCAAAAAAGGUAGAGGGAUUUUUACGACACGUUUUGGAAAGAAGCAGUAAAACUUUUGCAUAAAUUGUUAAUUAUUCUUGCCACACGAAAGAAAAAAAGAACUAGAAAAGGUGGUGUUAUGAAAAAAAUAUAUGUUAUGGUGAUGAUGUGUUUUUAUCAGUGAUGCAAUAAGGGAAAGUGGAGUUAUUGGUAUUCUAUAAAGGAUAACGACUGUGCAGGUGUGAUGGGAAGAGUAUCAACCAUGAUGCGAGUAAUGCUGCGUCAUAGAAAAAAAAAAAAAAAAGUCAUGAAGAAGAGUGGCGUUUCAUUUUUUAUAAGGAUAAAAAAUACAUAUUGUAACAAGCAUUAAAUGAAGAUAAGUGGCGGUGAUACAGAAAAAAAAAGAAAAAAAGAAAAAAACGGGGGAGUAUCUUUUUGUGUGUCCCUCCACCUCACACAGCACACAACAAAACCAAUGAAAUGAGAAGAGGUGGAGUGACGACGAUACAAAAAAAAAAAAAAAAGAGCAAUGGAAUUAACCCUUUCACUGCGACUCAAAAUCAUUAGCAGCACCAGAAACAAUGCGUAAAGUCUUUAUAAUGAUCUACAAGAAAGUUAGUGAUGAAAAAGAAUACAUUUUGCAGUUUCUUCCCAGUUCAAAGACUGGGCGUGGCUGUAGAACAAGUAAAGAUGUCUCAAAGCGAUUGGUAAUUAAGGACAGGUGUAGCAAGUGGCAGCCGAACGGUUAAAUGCACCUCAUGAAGACAGAAAACCAAGGAAAUGAUGGCAGGGACGCGAAAUUAAUUGAGCAGAUGAUAGAUUUAAAGCUCCAAUCAACCAGUCAAUCAACUCAGUAUCACAACCACUGUUUAAAAUAUCUUUAUGAAACACAUCUAAAAAAAAAAAUAUAUAUCACGUAAAAAUCAGAGGCAAGUGUGUGUGUGUGUGUGUCUUUCCAUGUCACACGACGCACAACAAAGGGAAUGAGAUAAGGAAAGGUGGAGUUCUGAGCGAUGAAAAUAGAAGUGAGGGUUGCGACAGAAAUGAGAGAAGGCGUGGCAAGGAAGGAAGGAAGGAAGAAAGGAAGGAAAGAAGGACAGAAGGAAGAAA
Scylla paramamosain (green mud crab) is the source of this 2854-nucleotide messenger RNA. Its product is annotated as guanine nucleotide-binding protein G(s) subunit alpha-like. NCBI's taxonomy places the organism in Eukaryota, Metazoa, Arthropoda, Malacostraca, Decapoda, Portunidae. Gene Ontology annotation, molecular function: G protein-coupled receptor binding; GTP binding; GTPase activity. Gene Ontology annotation, cellular component: heterotrimeric G-protein complex. The coding region runs from base 400 to 1578 and encodes 392 amino acids. Gene Ontology annotation, biological process: adenylate cyclase-activating dopamine receptor signaling pathway; sensory perception of chemical stimulus. The transcript has 10 exons. The record is from RefSeq and is a predicted model, not a curated record.